Arabidopsis lyrata subsp. lyrata is the source of this 2099-nucleotide messenger RNA. RefSeq names its product 3,9-dihydroxypterocarpan 6A-monooxygenase. Gene Ontology annotation, molecular function: oxidoreductase activity, acting on paired donors, with incorporation or reduction of molecular oxygen, NAD(P)H as one donor, and incorporation of one atom of oxygen; heme binding; iron ion binding. The record is from RefSeq and is a predicted model, not a curated record. The transcript has 2 exons. Gene Ontology annotation, cellular component: membrane. The coding region runs from base 537 to 2063 and encodes 508 amino acids. NCBI's taxonomy places the organism in Eukaryota, Viridiplantae, Streptophyta, Magnoliopsida, Brassicales, Brassicaceae.
AUAAGCAUCAUUAGGAAUUUGGAAUCAUAUAUACUGUGCUCUGUUUUAUGCUCUGUUAUUCUCCUGCUCUGUUUUAUGUUCUGUUUUCAUAAGCUUACGACUAUUGAUGUAAAUAUAAAAUGUUUCAGUCUUGUAUAAAUCACACGAAUAUAAUUUUAUAUUACUUUCAUGAGCUCUAAAUCUUACAAUCAAUCAGUAAGUACCCACCUUGAUUACCAAUCUAACUACACCUUAUACUGACACUUGGCGUGUAAGCCUAUACAAUGAAAACAUUUUCUUUUGUCAACUGAUAAAGAACGCUUGACAACGGUCAAGUAAAUUCUUAUUUGUUUAUAAAUAGACAGGACAUAAUUAAACAUGAAAACAGGAUCAAAAACAGAGAUUAUACCCUUACGAAAGAGACAAAAACAGAACAAAGACAACAUGAGAAAAGAAAGAAUCUUCAAGUUGGGAUUAACAUUUGAUACCAUAACUUGGUGGUACCUAUCCUAUAAAAUCAGCUUAAUAUCACUCUCAUACACAAAACAUAAACGAGAAUGGUGGAUAUACAAUACUUCUUCAUAAUCAUUCCUUUAUGCCUUGGAAUCACAGUCUUGAUCCAAGCCAUUACUAACAGAUUACGCAACAAACUACCGCUCCCACCAAGCCCAACAGCUUUACCGAUCAUCGGUCACAUUCACCUCCUUGGUCCCAUAGCUCACCAAGCACUUCACAAACUCUCAAUCCGCUACGGACCCUUGAUGUAUCUCUUCAUUGGCUCCAUUCCUAAUCUUAUUGUCUCAUCGGCCGAGAUGGCGAAUGAGAUUCUCAAAUCCAAUGAGCUCAACUUCCUGAACCGUCCCACAAUGCAAAACGUUGACUACCUUACUUAUGGCUCUGCGGAUUUCUUCUCAGCGCCUUACGGGCUUCGCUGGAAGUUCAUGAAGAGAAUUUGUAUGGUGGAGCUCUUUAGCAGCAGAGCUUUAGAAAGAUUUGUUUCAGUGAGAAGCGAGGAGUUAAGGAAGCUUCUGAUACGCGUUUUGAAGAAAGCAGAAGCAGAAGAGAGUGUUAAUCUCGGUGAACAGCUAAAGGAAUUGACAAGCAACAUCAUAACGAGAAUGAUGUUCAGAGAAAUGCAAUCGGAUAGUGAAGGUGACGGCAAAACAGAGGAAGUUAUCAAAAUGGUGGUGGAGUUGAAUGAAUUAGCGGGGUUUUUCAACGUUUCUGAAACGUUUUGGUUCUUAAGAAGGCUUGACUUGCAAGGACUCAAGAAGAGGCUCAAGAAUGUUCGAGACAAAUAUGAUGUUAUCAUAGAAAGAAUAAUGAAAGAGCAUGAGUCUAGGAAUAAGAAGGAUACAGGAGCAAGGAACAUGCUAGACAUUUUGCUUGACAUAUAUGAAGACAAAAACGCUGAGGUGAAGCUGACUAGAGAAAACAUCAAGGCCUUCAUCAUGAAUAUUUAUGGGGGUGGAACAGAUACAUCUGCCAUAACAGUAGAAUGGGCUCUAGCGGAGCUGAUAAACCAUCCAGAGAUCAUGAAGAAAGCGCAACAAGAGAUAGAGCAAGUGGUGGGAAACAAGAGAGUAGUUGAAGAAUCAGAUUUGUGUAAUCUUAGUUACAUCCAAGCAGUGGUAAAGGAGACAAUGAGGUUACACCCUGGAGGACCAAUAUUCGUGAGAGAAUCGGAUGAAGAAUGCGCAGUGGCUGGAUUUAGAAUUCCGGCUAAAACAAGAGUGAUAGUGAACGUUUGGGGGAUUGGGAGAGACUCAAAUCAAUGGGAAGAUCCAUUGGAGUUUAGGCCUGAGAGAUUUGAAGGGAUUGAAUGGAAGGUCAUGAGUGAAAAGAUGAUGUCUUUUGGAGCUGGGAGAAGAAGUUGUCCAGGAGAGAAAAUGGUGUUUAGAUUCGUUCCAGUCGUUGUAGCCGCGAUAAUACAGUGUUUUGAGCUGAAAGUAAAAGGAAGUGUAGAGAUGAAUGAAGGGACUGGAUCAUCUCUGCCUAGAGCCACACCUUUGGUGUGUGUUCCUGUUGCUAAAGAAGCUAUACAAUCAUUUUCUCUACUAGAACCAAAGGUCAACUUCUACUAAUGGUUUUUAAGAUGAAAAUGUGUAAGAGCAGGAAAA